AUGUCCGCUGAGGCUGAUAUUCAGCUCCCCCGCCGGAGUGCUUCUGCCACGUCGCUCCCCGGGCUUGAGGGAGCAGCCGACGAGAGUGCCACCGUCCAGGAAAUCAGAAAUGAACUGGAGUUUGCGCAGUGGUAUGACACCGCUGGAGUUGAAUUGCGAGAAGCAACCUACGAGAAAUACCAAUCAUGCCUCGACGAACUGGAAAUGACCACUUCUCACCUCGAUUCCCUUUUACGUGAUAGCUCUUCGACUCUCGACCUUCUCUCAAGCUUGUCCCGGUCUUUUAAAGCCGUAGAGACCCAGACGACCAUUUUCCAGCAGCAAUGCGAAGGAUUAUUGUCCGCUGAGGCCCGGAGCUCGAAGCUCGCUGACGACAUACAAGAGAAUUUGCAGUUUUAUGACUACUUGGAUCCUGCAUCCAGAAGGCUCAAUGCACCCGGAGCCGGCAAUUCGGUCCGCAGGAAAGACUUCUCUGAUAUGUUGCGCCGGCUGGAUGAAUGUCUCGACUACAUGCAAGCACAUCCCGAGCAAAAGGAAGCAGAGACGUACAGAGCACGCUAUCGCCUACUCUUGACUCGUGCUUUGACAUUGAUCCGGGGCCAAUUCGUUUCUACACUACGGGAGAUAUCGUCAGGAGUAUCGAAACGUAUCGCAGAUCGGCAACUUAAUGAUACGACAAUGUCUGCAUUGCUCUACGCAAAAUUUCGCGUAGGAGCAGCUGAGAUGAAAGACAUCGGGUUGGAAAUCCAAAAGAGAGCUGUUCCGCCGUUGGACCCGAAGCAAGGGGCAGAGGCUGAAUAUCAGAGCUUACUCAAUGAACUUCACACUAAUUUUUCAGCCACCCGUGGAAAGCUGAUUAUUCCGCUCGUUCGGAAGAGGCUGAAUGACAUCGCAAAUGCACCCAGUACCUCGAAGGACCUUGUUGCCUUUGCUCGGGGAAGUAUCAGCUAUGUUCGAGGAAUCUGUUUAGAUGAAUUCGACUUGUGGGGUCAGUGGUUCCACGGGCAACAAGGCCUCUAUGAUUUCUUAGAGUCUGUAUGCGAACCGUUGUACGAUCAUCUGAGGCCUAGAAUUAUCCACGAAACCAAAUUGGUGAAAUUAUGCCAGCUAUGCACGCUUCUCCAAACUCGAUAUCUGAUGGACCCAGAGGAGGAAGCCGAGUAUCCGAAUCCAAACCAGCUCGACUUUUCUGCCUUGAUUCAACCUGCUCUCGAAGAUACACAGACUCGCCUGGUCUUUAGAGCGCAGGCCAUUCUCCGAGAUGAGAUCGAGAAAUUCAAACCUAAACCCGAGGAUCUCGAUUAUCCAGCCCGAAAUACACGAGUAUCUCUCCCAGGAAAAGAGAAUAAACAACCUGUUGUCUCAGGCAAAAAGCAAUCACACCGAGAACCUGUUUCGCCCGUCCCAAAACUGCCAGUGAUCGUUGACGAGGAACUUGAUUCUCCAGGCGAGAAAGACCCUAGAUGGGAUUUUGAAUCCAGAUCAGUAUUUGAAGGCUGGUACCCUACUUUGAGGAAAGCUGUUUGGCUUUUGAGCCGCAUAUACCGGCUCGUUAAUCAACAAAUCGUUGCUUUCGACAUUGAAUUCGUCUCACCAGAAGUAACCUUUGACUUCUCCGGCGUCACCAACACAUUCUGGGAACUCCGCGAACGCGGCGGGCUCUUCAACCCCCGUAAUCUCGUCCACUUACUCGGCAACGGGCUCCUCCCGCGCGUCGUGGAGAAUAUGCUCGACGCCAAAGUCGAAUUGGACGGCAGACUGCGGACCGUGAUCAACGAUUUCACAAACUCGUUUGCAGCAAGGAUGACUGCGCCGUUGCCCUCGACCGUGACGGCGGCGUCUAUGCCUCAGGCCCGUGCUGCGGUUGGCAACGCGCGUCAGGUUAUUCAGAAGGAGGUCCCCGAGCUACGCAGGCUACUAGGAAAUUAUAUUACUGAUACUAGAACAAGAGAAACUCUUGUUGCUGCGGUGCAGGAUAAUGUUAUUCAGCUGUACGAGGAUUUCUUCCAGGUGUAUACUUCUGCAGAGUCGGCUGGUGAUCGAGUCGUUGGGAGAAGCAAUGGGAAGGGACGGGCGGAUGAGGUAUGGGACGUCGAGACGUUUACGGAUUGGAGUGAGGGUGUUUUCUCUGUGGGGAUUCCAAAGUUGGAAGACCCGGAUGAGGAGGUUGAAGAUAUGAGCAGUGAUAGGAGUGUAUAA
This is a messenger RNA of Uncinocarpus reesii 1704, 2199 nucleotides long. RefSeq lists its product as uncharacterized. The coding region runs from base 1 to 2199 and encodes 732 amino acids. Gene Ontology annotation, cellular component: COG complex; cis-Golgi network; membrane. NCBI's taxonomy places the organism in Eukaryota, Fungi, Ascomycota, Eurotiomycetes, Onygenales, Onygenaceae. Gene Ontology annotation, biological process: Golgi organization; intra-Golgi vesicle-mediated transport; autophagy. The transcript is spliced from 4 exons. The record is from RefSeq and is a predicted model, not a curated record.